CCACUGGAGGGAGCGAGAGGAAUAAUGGCGGAUGAAUUCGGUGCCCAAAAAUCACUUUGGCAACAAGUGUGUGAAGAGUUUGAAGCGGAGCGGCCCACUUCUCCCAGUGCUGAUGAGAUGAUGAGUGACAGCAGCUCAGUCAGCUCCCACUUUUCCCAGUACAGCGUUAACACACACUUCCCACUCUUCCACGGACUCACCACAGACGAGGUUUCUGUGGAUGACGACCCCCUGAAAGACUUUGACCCACUUCUUUCCCACUCUGCUCUUGCUGACGAGACGGUGUCAGGGACACAGAAUUGUCCAUCAUCGCCUACACAAGUCCAACAUCCUGUCACAUGUUUUAUGGAGAGGAAGGUGUUUCCUGUGUUGUUGCCUGGACUGGAGGCUCUGCUGAGAGAAGCGCAGAAACACCGCUGUUUCCAGAGGAAAAUAACAGCGUUUAACCCAUGUGACUUCCUCGCUGAAUGGCUAUACAAUCAUAAUCCUCGCAGACGUGGACACUCCCCAGUGAACUUCUGUGACAUCCCCUUUGUCCAGGACUGGCUCAGCAUGCAUCCCAGGCGUCCCAUUCCUCUGUUUCUACGCCUCAGUGAAGAUGAGGCUGCUCUGCUCAUUCAGGCUUUCUGGAGGGGAUACAAGAUCAGAGCACGUCCAGAUGUGCAAGAGCUGCGCCAGUGGCAGAAAAAACUGAGAGAGAACCACGAUAUUGUCAGAACUGUGGAGGAGUUUUGGGCCCAACAAGAAAGCCGAGUGGGCUCAGCUAUGCUACAUCUCCCAGAAAGCCCCCAGCCUGGCAACUCUGACGUGUCCGUCCAAGUGGUUUCUCCAACCCCCCAGAGCACCGUGGUCCACACCCCCACCACCACCCAGACAAUGCCUGAGGCUGGUGCAUGGCUGACCCCCGGCCUGUGCGUUGUGGAGGAACCGCCACGGAAUAAUCUCCUGACUGCAGUGUCUCCAUCAUUACUUGGACUUCACAACCUGAGCUAAAAAAUGUGUUCUGGGUACAAUGCUUUUCUGGCACGUACAGGCUAUUAAACCCUAUUAGGUUGAUGUCAAAUUGACCAAAGCGAUCAGUCAAACAAUCCAUUAAAAUCGCCCGUAAGCAGUUGGAUAUGUAAGCAGGGAUUUAUGGCGAGAGAACCAUUUCUAAUUAGUUGAUUGCUUUCAUUGCCUUUUUGAUGAAUUGCUCCCUCUUCAUGGGUCUCGUCCAAAACAUGAACGCGGCACUGUGCCGUUCACAUGUAAUAGUGUCAAACCUCUUUAUUUCCUCUCAGUGCCUCUGGGUGAAAGCUCACUGGGAGACAACCAGUCACAUUUCCUUGACUUGUCAUGUCCCCUUUCUACAUAUCAGGAACAAGUCAGGAACUGAGGCCAGAGUGAAAGGUGUGAGGGCGUGCACAGACGCUAGGAAAGGAAAUCACAUUGUCAUGGGAACAGAUAGUGUUUACCACUGUGUGACUGUCAUAUUUAGUCACAUAUCAUCUCACUAUAAGUGAUAAUAACUCUGUUAUAUAUCGCACAAUGCAUCACAUUAUGUGCUAUUUAAUCAUGCGAAUGUAAUGGACAAGAUGAAAAACAUUAUUACACAUGUUUACUGAACUUGUUUACUCGUUACUAAUCAACAAACAUUUACUCAACAUUAGCUGAGAUAUUUCUGAGAUAUACAAUACAUUCAACUGCAACUAUAAGAGUUUGUGGCGGCGUCAUCUUAUUUUAUGUAUUUCCACCUAACACAGUCGUCAAAUUUUGUAUUUUAUUUACAUUUUGCAGUGACCCUGCUAAAAUCUUCAGUCUCCUGCUCUUGUGGCAGCUUUUGGGACCAAACGUGGUCGUAAAUGUCACCGAUGAUCACCUUUGGAAAGUUUAUUUACGUGAAAAUUCUGGAUUAAAAGAAAAGACGGAAUGCUUCUCAUUCGAUGGUAGUUCAUUGUUUUCCUUCAUGUCCACUUUAAAAAAAAUAUAAACAGAUAUCUGCCAUAUUCAAACCAUUGUUACAAUGAGUUCACACACUCCCCGUAACUUAAAAAUAUUUAAUUCUUUAUGCUGAUGGAGUAUUAAAUUCAACUCAGGCCGCCUGGAUGUAUUUUGAUUUCAUGGCUAUAGAAUUGUCAAAAAAAUGUUCAAUGAGUGAGUGAUUUCUGCAGCCUUUUUCCAAGACAACUUUCACUUUCGCUAUCCAGCAGUUAUUCAACCGUUUAGGAAUUACGGUACUGAGAAGCUGACGGUACUGAGAAGUUGACGUCACAAAUGUGUGGCGCGCCGGGAAAUCUCGUCUGUGAUCGGACGAGUCGUUCUGCGGAAGUCCUGAGGACCACCGUAAUGGCAAGUACUGUAUAUGGACGCAAAGCUCUAUUUCUCUGCUUUCCUGUAUCUUUAUCCUCCACAUGAGGUUUGCGCAGGGUUCAGUCUAGCAGUAACAGUAACACAAUAAUUCAUUUUUUCCUCUAAUGUCACGGAAACGUACUGAAUGAUGAAUAAGCCCAUUAACUCCACAACUUCCAAGUCAAGACAGACAGAGGCAACAAUUGCAUUGUGCUAGUACAGUGAGACGGCUGUGAACCAGUUUAUUGGGAGUAUGACUGGAAGCAGAAAGAGGCGACCACAGAAAGUCCCAGAAGUGCAAUCUACGGGUUGUUCAUCACAUUGACGGGGUAAAUAAAUGCUACUUGUCUCUAGCCACCAAACGCUUCCUCAGUCAGAGCUGACUUUAUUUGCACAGCCCGUUCCGCGGCAUUCAAAUGAUGUGUCGUCGUUUCUGUUCACCAAGACCAAACAGAAGCGGAGUAACAACAUCAACAGCCAAUGUCAACAAAAGUUACGCACUGCAGCUUUAAAGAUUACGUCUUUUCCUGACAGUGUUUUGAGUUAAACUGAGUCAAAUUAAAUGCACUGCUGGCACUUUCCCAUCCCUUCUUGAACUUAGUGUGUUUCCUCCCUAGUGACUGUGGAGCAGUGAGGUAAAGGGGUUUUGUGACAAAUGUCUUUCCUGACCCUCUCAGUCAAUGAUGCACAUCAGCCCUCAGUGAGGCGUGGGACUGGGGAGGGUCAUGUGUCUUCCUUUGCAGGUUUGUAGAUUUCUGCGGGACAGCUGCCACGGGGUAAGGUUGAUAAAGCAGCACAUUUUCUCUCUGCAGACAUCUGAUAGCACAGCCAGCUCCACAGAGUCUGGCAGCAUUGGGCCGGGGCUGAAACUGGAUCACACCGCAGUGGUUGCUAGUCUGUCAUAGCAAAGGCAGAUAACACCUGGUUCUGAGUAGCAGGCUGAAGGCGGAAGUGUUGAAUACAACUGUGUUUACACACAGACGUCCUGACUUCAAAUGAUUCCAGGUCUGUGUGGACUGAGAAUUAAUAUUAUAAUUAUUAUUAUUGUUGUUGUUAUUAUUAUUAGUAGUAGUAUUAAUAAAAGGCAAACGACAACUAUUAUGUCUUUGGUAGUUCCCGUCUGAUCGCUGUAGCAGAGGCAGUAGAAUGACAGCAAGGCUGAUAGGGAUUUUAAAUAACAUGGAUGUUGGCAUUUAUUUUAUUGUUUUUUGUCACUGCCACACUGUGUUAUUAGUUUCAACACCAUAAUGACAGGUUCAAUUUUUUUUAGCUAUAAAUCAAACCACUAAAAUAUACAGUAUGUAGUAAGACAAGAACAUGAGCCUGAUCUUGGUCAAAAAUAGCCUGGUGCAGUUUACAAUUGGUUAAACGCAAAUUGAUGGCAAAAUGCAUUUUUUUUUUUUUUUGCUUUGUACCAAAUAUCAGAUUUUCUAAGCAUAUGGAAAACAUAAAGGCCGUAACAAAAUCUGCCUAAAGUGUCAGCUUUAAAGCUCCUCAUCUGUGUUUGGCUGGGACUAGUAACUUCCUGUCACCUCUAGUUGUCUGCUAUGAUUUUGUAGUCACAUUAAAGGUCCA
Solea solea (common sole) is the source of this 3903-nucleotide messenger RNA. It is a transcript of the gene iqck, whose product is annotated as IQ motif containing K. The record is from RefSeq and is a predicted model, not a curated record. Bases 25 to 993 code for a protein of 322 amino acids. Lineage: Eukaryota; Metazoa; Chordata; Actinopteri; Pleuronectiformes; Soleidae. The transcript is spliced from 9 exons. Gene Ontology annotation, molecular function: protein binding.